Xyrauchen texanus (razorback sucker) is the source of this 1757-nucleotide messenger RNA. It is a transcript of the gene rbm7, whose product is annotated as RNA binding motif protein 7. Bases 72 to 890 code for a protein of 272 amino acids. The record is from RefSeq and is a predicted model, not a curated record. Gene Ontology annotation, molecular function: single-stranded RNA binding. The transcript has 5 exons. Gene Ontology annotation, biological process: regulation of alternative mRNA splicing, via spliceosome. Lineage: Eukaryota; Metazoa; Chordata; Actinopteri; Cypriniformes; Catostomidae. Gene Ontology annotation, cellular component: nucleus.
UUUAUAAAACGGGUGCUACCAGCUAACAGAGUUUACGCAAUCAACCGACUGCAUUAUCAGUAUUGUGGAAAAUGGGCAUAGCCGAUGAGGCGGACAAGGCUCUAUUUGUUGGUAAUUUGGACCCUCAAGUAACAGAAGAACUUAUAUUCGAGUUGUUCUUACAGGCUGGGCCAUUGAUCAAAGUCAAAAUACCUAAAGACAACGAUGGAAAAUCAAAACAGUUUGCAUUUGUGAAUUUCAAGCAUGAAGACUCCGUGCCCUACGCCUUGACUUUGCUGAACGGAGUCCGGCUGUUUGGAAGGCAGCUCAACAUUAAAUUCAGAGCCGGCAGCAGUCAUAUUAAUCAAGAGGGCAAAAGUCCAGCAAACUCUCAAAAUCCAAGUCCAGCAAGUACACCAGGACACCGUGGUGGAAGAACCCCGGAGCAGAUGGGCUCUCCAUCCUACUCACCUCCACAGCAUCUGCAAAGGUCUUUCUCUUCACCUGACAGUCUGCAGAGACAGGCAAUGAUGAACAGCAUGUGGCAACUUCAGAUGCAACAGCAACAGAUUCAGCAGUUGCAUCAGUUGAGCAUGCAGCAGCAGCAGCAGCAGCAGCAGCAGCAGCAGCUAAGGGGUGGUAGAGUAGGUGGAGACAGUAACCACUUGCAACAGGAUUGGUCUGCCCAGCGUGGUCAUCGCCACUCCCACCAGGACAAUAAUAUCCAUCAUGGCAGAGAUCAACGGCACAGCAAUAGUGGGAGCAACCACGACCGCCAUCGACAUGAUAGCCAGCGGGGUGACUUCUAUCACCAUGAUGACCGUAGUGGAGAACGCAAUCGAAAUAACACUCCCGAAAGGCGUAGAGACUCCAGAGACGGCUCUAGAGACGGACGAUGGAAGCCGUUUUAAAAAAAUAACUAGUGGAUUUUAGAUCUCUUUUAUUUUAAUUAUUUUUAUUAACUUUUUUUUAAAUUACAUUUUGGAUUAUUGCAUCCAUCCUUACGGACCUCAGUUAACAAAAAAAAUAAUUUUGCUGUACAACUUUGUGGGGAAAAAAAAAUCAUCAUUUGUCAAAAAGAGGUUAAACAGUUUAUAUCUAGAAGAGAAAUGCUUUGCAGAGAUCUAGAACGAAUAAGUGGCCAUGUUGUGUGCUGGCCUAUUAUAUUUUGAUCUCAGUGGGGCACUUGAGUUUGUGUAUUUUUGUAUUUCCUUAUUAGGAAAUAUUUCUUUUAUUAUGCCAGAAUAGAUCUAGUAUCUCAAAAGUAAAAGUGAUAUGGUAGAAGUUAAUGUAGAUAAAUGAUUUCCAUUUGUAAUGUCUCAGGAAUAGUAAAUAGUUUAAAAAAAAAAAAAAUAGUAAAAUAGUUUGUAGGUCAGUUUCUGUCUUCAUAUAAUGCUUAUUGGUGAUUGUUUUAUUUUACUCCCUUUUUUAAUUUUACUCAGGAAGACAUUUUUUAACAAUCGAACUCAUGACAGUCUCUGAAAAUCUUGGAACAAUAACUACUUUUAAAUCUUUUGUAAAUACAGAAGCAUUUUUUUAUUGCCAAGUGCAACGCUCUGAUUUUCAUAAAAAUCACAGUUUAAGGAUCUCUUGCUCUCAUAAAUGAAUUUUUCAUUGAGUUCUCGUAUUCUGGUAAAGUGAUUUACAUGCAUACAUGUGUUUUUGGUAAUGCAACAUUUAUUUUAAUUUGUAAUCCAUCAUCUUAAAGUCUCACAUAGGGAUUUUAGUAAUCACUAGGUGGCGCCAAACAUUAUAAUAAUGCGUAUUAAACAUAGUGU